Myripristis murdjan (pinecone soldierfish) is the source of this 1950-nucleotide messenger RNA. It is a transcript of the gene cited4b, whose product is annotated as Cbp/p300-interacting transactivator, with Glu/Asp-rich carboxy-terminal domain, 4b. The record is from RefSeq and is a predicted model, not a curated record. The transcript has 2 exons. Gene Ontology annotation, cellular component: nucleus. NCBI's taxonomy places the organism in Eukaryota, Metazoa, Chordata, Actinopteri, Holocentriformes, Holocentridae. Gene Ontology annotation, molecular function: transcription coactivator activity. Gene Ontology annotation, biological process: regulation of DNA-templated transcription. Bases 232 to 987 code for a protein of 251 amino acids.
CUUUUUAGAUGUACAUAAUCCCUGAGUUGACCCAGAAAAUAGGCAGUCGUUUCAAGAUCUGAUGCGGCAGUCUUUGUGCACACCGUCCCUGCUUGAGCAUGAAGCGUAACCCUGUGGAAUACAUACAGUAAUCCGGAGGAGCCUCGCCUUGCAGACCAAAACUGUGAAAUAAGACGGAGCCGCAGCAAAGUCGCGCAACUUUGUGAAACGUAGCGGACACGGACAGGAGGCAUGGCUGACCAUCUGAUGAUGCCCAUGAAUCACAGCUCAGCGGGCGCUAGUCUCCACGGUUACAGGAUGGGCAUGAACGGUGGCCUGCAGGCAGGUCACCAACAGCAUGCCAACCAGCCAGGCAUGCGGACGCUGCCCAAUGGCCAGAUGAUGCAUUAUGGCGGCGCCCAGGCUAACAUGGAGGCGGCCAUGAGGCAGCGGCAAGGCAUGGUGGGAGGACCCAUGAAUGGACAGCUGAAUGGGGCCCAGAUGGGUCACCACCAGAUGACCUCUGGAAACAUGAUUUAUAAUGGCCAGCCGCAGCAACAGCAGCAUCAUCCCCAGCAGCAGCAGCAUCACAUGCAUCCACAGCAGCACCAGCAGCAACAAGCCCAGCACCCGCAGCAGCAGCAGCAACAGUUCAUGAACGGAGGGCUAACAUCCCAGCAGCUCAUGGCCAGCAUGCAACUGCAGAAACUCAACACCCAGUACCACGGACACCCGCUGGGGCCUAUGGGCGGGAACCACAUGGGCCCCACGACCCAGUACCGCAUGAACCCGGCCCAGCUGGCUAACAUGCAGCACAUGGCUGGACCCGCCUUGGCUUUGAAUGGCAUGGACGCGGACAUGAUCGACGAGGAGGUCCUGACCUCCCUGGUUAUGGAGCUGGGCCUGGACCGGGUGCAGGAGCUGCCAGAACUCUUCCUGGGCCAGAAUGAGUUUGACUUCAUCUCGGACUUUGUCAGCAAACAACAGCCCAGCACCGUGAGUUGCUGAGAGGACCCAAUCAAGAACUCUGGAGAAGGGACAUGGACGGAGACAGAAGAGUGAGAAUUGUCCAGGAUCGAUGACAAGUGCUCAACUCUUCACUUUUUAUUUUUUGAGCACCGCCCGGUACAACUAAGCCAAGUUGCAGUGCUGGGUGUGUAAAAGAGACGCUAACUCUGGAUAGCCACAGUGAAUGCACAAUGCUCAAGUCUCGCAUGUGCUAGUGGCCAGAGGGUGGUUGGCCUAAGGCCCAGUUCCACCUCUCCCGUCUCCUGGACAUGAAUGUAAUAAAGUAAUGCUGAAAUUCUCAGAAGCCACUCUGAACAAUGCUAUGACACUGUGUAGCCUCCACACCUGGACUUGGACAUGGCAGUUUAUCAGUAAAAAGGUGCAUUUAUUUAUUGCUGUCUGAGGAAAAAUAAUAUAGAAACGCCAACAGGGAUUCUCCAUUUUGGGAAUCAAGUGGUUUUAAUUUUUUUUUUUCUUUUUUCUUUUCUUUUCUUUUUUUUUGGAGGUGGGGUGGACUGGGGAGAAAUUUGAAAUUAAGUUCUCUGUUCUUGUAUUUUUCCCCAUUCCAUUCUGGCCUGGUAUUAGAAAUAAGCUCAGAUGACAAGGUCGUCUAAGAAGAGCUUGGAUUUUCCUAACACAAAACUGAGACGAGAGAGAAGUACAAUGUUAUCUCAUGCAUUUGAAUGGGAGUCUCAUCCAAAUUUUAAAUGGUUCACUUUUGGAUUUGGAAAAGUGCUGCCUUUUAGAUGUGAUGUUCUCAAAAUCUACUGCUUGUGCUGUAUGAAGCUGUAUAACUCCAGAAAUGUCCACACUGUUGUGUUCUAUUGGAGAUGUAGAACCGCCUUAAUCGCGCAGAUUCUUAUUUAUUGGUUGUUUAUAUUGUCCCCUUUUUUUGUGGUCAAGAUGGGGGGAUGGUCUUUGUGAAAAGGGUUUUGGGGAUCAAUAAAGAUGGCCUGGAUAGAA